AGAUAAAAUAGAGAUAAACUGACCAUGUUGUUUACAAAGUGUUGAUGGCGGCGGUGAUGGUGGCGGUGAGAAGACCUUAUUGGUAACACAAAUACACACCUGCCCACACCUGGCCACCCACACACCCACGAUGGAGUCAGCUGAAGAAGAUGGGCGCUCCAGUCCCUCAGCAGGGGAGGAUUCUGACAACGAGUCCAUGAAGUCGGUCGCCUCCCGCACCUCCAGGGCCUCCCGCGCUUCUGCCUCCUCCAGGGCCUCCCGCCGCUCCAGUGUCAGCAGUGCCGCCAAUGCCAGUGACGACGAGGCUGGCCGACGGUCAGGGGUCGGCAGCGACAGUGAGGUGGAGGAGAGACGGUCGGUGAUGGACAGCGACGAGGAAGACAACACCGGGAGACAAGAAGACGAGGGGGGGAAGAAGGAUGGCAGCCCUCCCUCCUCGCCCCCCAUGGACCGCCCCUCCUCCCCCCGCGACGACCAGGAUGAGGAGAAGAAGAAAGUGUCGGAGGAGGUUUUCGGGGCAUCAGACUCAGAGGGGGAGGGGGCCAAGGCAGGCGGGGUCAGUCCAAGGUCACCAAGGUCACCAAGAUCAUCACCGCGUGCCUCCCCACCUCAGAGUCCCGCUAGGUCAAAAUCUGGGUCUCGUUCCAGGUCAAGAUCAAGAUCCAGGUCGAAAUCUGGCUCAAGAUCAAGGUCAAGAUCGAAAUCUGGGUCACGUUCAAGGUCAAGAUCGAAGUCUGGGUCACGCUCAAGGUCAAGAUCGAAAUCCGGGUCACGUUCAAGGUCGAGGUCAAAGUCAGGGUCACGUUCAAGAUCGAGGUCAAAGUCUGGGUCAAGAUCACGGUCAAGAUCAAAGUCUGGAUCCCGUUCUAGGUCAAGAUCGAAGUCAGGCUCAAGGUCAAGGUCAAGAUCGAAGUCCAGGUCGCGUUCCAGGUCAAGGUCGAAGUCCAGGUCGCGCUCCAGGUCUGGGUCAAGGUCCAAAUCAAGGUCCAGGUCAAGGUCACGCUCAGGAAGUUCCCGUAGCAGGUCACGAUCGAGGUCAAGGUCAAGGUCGAGGUCAAGAAGCCGGUCUGGGUCACGGAGUGGAUCUGCCAGGUCACGGAGCGGCAGCAGCAGGUCACGCUCAAGAUCACGCUCCAGGUCAAAGUCAGGGUCGAGGUCAGGCAGUGGGUCGCCUCGGAAACGCAAGGUGCUGUCGGAUUCCGGUGGAUCGGAUUCGGAUAUCGGAAAGCGGAAGAAGCAGGUGAAGAGGAAGAAGAGGAGCAGUGGAAGUGGUUCAGGGUCAGGGAGGGUCAGCGACUCAGAUGACGAGGCUCCGAGACACAAGAAGCCAGCUGGGAAGAGGAGGAAGAAGGCCAUGCUGAGUGGGAGUGACAGUGACAGCAGUGGGCCAGAGAGAGGCAAGAAGAACAAGGGGAGUGGAUUAGAGUCAGGGGGUGAGGGAGCGCCACCAGGGAGCCCCGUGCCUGGCGAGGGGGUGGAGGAGGGGCCGGAGGGUGGUGAGAAGGCACUCCCGCAGCUCUCAGACAGCGACGAUGAGGCAAUCAGGCAGCAGGCGAAGAACAGUGACGAGCAGUACUUUGUAAAUGAUUUUGAUAUGAUGAUGGCCAAGAAGAAGGAGGAGGGAGGCAAGCUGAGGCGACGCAAGAAUAACGUUGACAUCAUCAAUGAUAAUGAGGAGCACAUUGCCAUCAUCGUCAAGAGGAUGCGUCAGGCAGCAGAGGAGGACCGGAUGCUGAACGAGAAGCACCUGCCAGCCACUAAAAAGAUCGCAAUGCUCAACUUGGCCAUGAGUCAGAUCAACAAGCACAACUUAAUCGAGGGGUUCCUGGACGCCAACAUCCUCUCUGCCCUCACUGACUGGCUGGCCCCCAUGCCCGACCGCUCCCUGCCGGCUGCCAAGAUCAGGGAGGCUGUCAUCAAGUGGCUGACGCAGCUGCCGCCACUCUCGCAGGACAUGCUGAAGACGUCGGGCAUCGGUAAGGCCAUCAUGUACCUGUACAAGCACCCCAAGGAGCUUAAGCUGAACAAGGACCGUUGUGGCCGCCUCAUCUCCAUGUGGUCGCGUCCUAUCUUCAACGUGUCCGACGACUUCAAGAGUCUGAGCCGAGAGGAACGUCUGCAGCGGGACCUGGACUUGCAUCAGGCGUCGGGGGUCACCAAGAAGGACGAGCUGCAGUUUGAUGAGUCAGGGAAGCCCCUCAGACCUGGAGACCCUGGCUGGUGCUAUCGUGCCCGUGUGCCCCUGCCCUCUGUCAAGGACUACGUCAACAGGCCCAAGUGGAAGUCAGAGGUGGAUCUUAGCCGGGGUUCCAAGAAGGAGAUGAACCGCCUGGAGAAGCAGAUGCGGGCGUUCCAGGAGAAGAAGAGGAUGUCCAAGGCCAGGCGAGCCGUGUCCAUCAGCAUUGAGGGCCGCAACAUGGCACUCUGAGUCUCCUGGUGCCGGCAGUGACCUCACACACACACAUAGACACACAGACAGGCAGAUACUCGCAUUCAAACACACACACGCACGCACACACAUACUUAAACUACCAAUACAACAAGAAGAAAAGCUAAUAACACACACACACACACACACACACACAAGUAUAGUGCCAGAGGGCCUCACCGUAAGUGCCCAGUGCCACAUAUUCACCCAGAACGAUUUCCUUUUAUUUUAACGCACUCAUUUUAACCUCAUGUCUUUUGGACAGUUUGAUUUCUCCCUGUCAUGGCAUUUUGAUCUAUUAGUGAGCAUUUCCACCCUUGACAUUUUACUCCUACCCUUAAUUGAUGUUCAGGGUGUGUUUGAAACCCUAAUGUAUAUAUAUAGAGAGCGUGAAGUGAGGUUAGGUUAGGUUAGGUGAGAGGACACUUGUAUUUGAGUUGUGCUGCGAGAGGUGUUGCUUGGUGUUGCCAUGCACAAUGUGGCUUGGACUAUUUUGAAAGCUUGUGUUGAUAUUUUGUGGGAUUUUAGAUUGACUGGACGGUUCAGCUCGUUCAUUUCAGAAAUCUUGACAGUUUCUAAGCCGAAAUUUUAAGUUGAUGGUGUGUACGAGCUGGUGGACUGAUUAAUUGAUUAACUUAUUAUUGUUUACCUUCAUAACCGUGACAGUUGAUGGUGGAAAGCUGAUAGACUGACGGUUGGUUUUGCUAGUUGCUGUAAGUCCUUGGAUGGAGGGAAUCAGUGGAAGUUGAGUUGAUUGAUUAAGUUAUUAUUGCUCAUUCUGAUAAUCCUGACAGUUCUCACUCCAAACUUCACCUCAAAGCUUAUUUUGUCACCGAUAAGACUUUUUGAAUGGAGAGGAAGGUGAUAAUUGAGUUGAUGAUUGAGUAACUUAUUGCUCUGAAUCCCGACAGUUGAUGAUUGAAAACUGACAAGACUGAUUGAUAACCUGUUUUGUCAAUAAUAAGACCUUGGAUUAAGUGAACAAAUUAAUUAAGGAAUAGAUUCAUUAAUAACAUCACCGACACUUGCAACACACAGACAGUUCAUAUUUCAAGACUUAUCCAUCCAUCCAUCUAUACACCAGACCAGCAGUCCCACACAGGAUAGCCCAGACACAAACACACACACACACACACUUAGCCCCAUCAGCCACUGGUGGAGAGGGACAGUCUGUGAACCAGCCUACUACACAUUAGGCACACCACAGCUGGCCACACACACCCACAGCAAGGCCCCACAGCACAUAAUUUAUCUAUCUAUAUAUAUACCAGACAAGGCAACACACACACACACACACACACACACCAUUCACACUGGUAGUCCUAUCAGUGGAAAGGAACUGUUGAUAUGCCUAAAAACAGAAGAUCCUUGUUGCUAAUGAUAAGUUUUUGAAUACAGUAAUUUAGAAACUGAAGGAGAUUUAAAUUUUAUUAUUGGUUAUAUUUUAUUUUUGGCUCAGGAUGCUUUUUUUGAAAUUAACAAAGAAAAGUAUCAAGUAAAGGAUGAGGAAAGAUUAUUAGAUGCAUAGAGAGAAAUGUAAGCAAUGCGAGACCUCAGAAUAGUGUGGGAAUGAAAGGCUGCUGGAUACGAGACAAAUAUUAGUUAAAAUCAGGAAAAAGAAAAGGAUGAAAACUAAUGAAAAAUAACGUAGAAUUAAAGAAGAAAAAAAAAAAAAUCAAAGCUAAAGACAGUUAAACAAAAAAAUGUAACCAAGAUAAAAAAAAAAAAAAAAAGUAAAGGGUGUAGGUUUGCAUAUCACAACAGCAGAGUGGAGUUGAGGAUUGUGUGAGGAGGAUCAGAACCCACUCAAGGAGGAUCUAAGCGUGUUUACUGUGAGGAGGAGACUUCUACAUAGGAUUAAGAUUACAGUGGUGCCCUUGUUCUCACCACAGCAAUGUAUGUAGCAUUGGAAUAAAUUAUGACACUGGAAA
This is a messenger RNA of Scylla paramamosain (green mud crab), 4359 nucleotides long. RefSeq names its product protein IWS1 homolog. NCBI's taxonomy places the organism in Eukaryota, Metazoa, Arthropoda, Malacostraca, Decapoda, Portunidae. Gene Ontology annotation, cellular component: nucleus. Gene Ontology annotation, biological process: poly(A)+ mRNA export from nucleus. The record is from RefSeq and is a predicted model, not a curated record. The transcript has 12 exons. Bases 131 to 2428 code for a protein of 765 amino acids.